CAGACACUCCCACUACUCCUUGUCCUCCUGAGAUACAGCAGGUUAUAGACCAGUACGCUGAUCUGAUGCAGGAGCCCUUUGGGUUACCCAACCGGCCAACCAAGCAUUGCAUUGAGCUGCUGCCUGGAGCAGUCCCUCCCAAGGGCCGCAUCUACAGGAUGUCACCUGCUGAGCUUGAGGAGCUCAGGCGACAGCUUGAGACCCUGACCAGCAAGGGCUGGAUCAAGCCCAGCACUUCUGAGUUUGGUGCUCCAGUCCUCUUUGUUCCAAAGGGGAGUGGUGAGUUCAGAAUGUGCAUAGACUACAGGGGUCUCAACAAGAUCACUAGGAAGAGCACAGAGCCACUUCCUAGGAUCGAUGGCCUUCUGGAUAUAGUCCAGGGCUGCACCAUUUUCAGCAAAGUCGACCUCAAAUCUGGAUAUCACCAGAUUGAGAUGGCAGAGGAGGACGUCCACAAGAUGGGCUUCAAAACUAGGUAUGGUACUUAUGAGUACCUGGUGAUACGAUUUGGACUUUGCAAUGCACCUGGCACAUUCCAGACUGAGAUGCACCGCAUAUUCAGGCCGUACCUGGAUAAGUUUAUGGUUGUCUACCUGAAUGAUAUCGUGGUAUUCAACAAAACUACUAGGGAACAUGCGGAGCACCUGGCUCUGGUUCUUCAGUCGUUACGUGAUAACCAGUACAAGAUCAACAAGGAGAAGUCCUCCUUUGGAGUUCCCUCUGUUAUCGACCUGGGUCAUGUAAUCUCUGGCGAUGGACUGGCCCCUGAAGCAGCUAAGAUCGCUGCUAUUCAGGAUUGGCCACAGCCCCAGACAGUGAGAGAUGUCCGGUCUUUCUUGGGUCUAGCCUCAUACUACAGAAAUCUCGUCAGGAACUUUUCUGCUGUGGCUGCACCCCUGACUAACCUCAUAAAGAAAGACACUCCCUUUCUUUGGUCUCUUCACUGUCAGAUGACCUUUGCAGGACUCAAGCAGGCCUUGACUCGUGCACCUGUUCUGAAGUUGUCGGACCCCACCAUGCCUUUUGUGCUGACUACUGAUGCUAGCCAGUACGGCAUUGGGGCAGUCCUUCAGCAGGAUGAUGGGAAUGGUCUGAGACCUGUGGAGUUCAUGAGUAAGAAGAUCAAGACUCAGAUGCUUCAGGACUCUACCUACGAGAAAGAGCUUUAUGCUCUUGUCAGUGCCCUGAAACACUGGAAAUACUUUCUCCUGGGCAGGCACUUCAAGAUCUUUUCUGAUCAUUCCACUUUGCAGUGGUUGAAGUCCCAGGGAGAGUUAAAUGAUAAGUUGGCACGUUACAUUCAGUUCAUUGAUCUGUUUGACUUUGAACUGAAACACAAGAAGGGCUGCUACAACAAAGUAGCUGACGCCCUCUCUCGUAGGCCUGACUCUUUUGCGCUGAUCUCCUCUACUCACUCCUUUGGAGAGGAGGUCCGUCAGACCAUUACUCGUUCACUGCCUCAGGAUCCGACUUAUGGACCCAUCGUCAGGAAUCUGCAAGCAGAUCCCAACUUUGAACCAGGCUAUGCCCUGAGUUCAGAUCUGCUGUAUACUUACAACAAAGGAAAGGAGCGCUUGUGCAUCCCUGAGGAUCAGCAACUACGGACACUACUGAUGUCAGAGUGCCACGAUGCUCGGGGACACUUUGGGUUCCUGAAGUCGUAUGCAGCCCUGUCGCAACGCUUCUUCUGGAAGGAGAUGCGGAGUGAUAUGCUGCGCUAUGUGGAUACCUGUGAGCUCUGCCAAAGGAACAAGUUUCAGUGGUUCAGUCCCUACCGAUUACAUUGGGGACGUGAGCCACGACAGUCUCUCGAUGAUAUCAUCGACAAGGCUAAGCCUGACCUUACCCCAGGCACGGCAGAGUUCGCCAGACGCUAUCGUUUGGAUGUGGAAAGAGCCCGGGCGAACUUGUUCAAGGCYCAAAAGGCCAUGAUUGAACAAGCAAACCGCCACAGGCGGCCUUCCCCCAUCCGCACUGGUGACUAUAUCUGGGUGGCCAGUUCUAAGUUGUCGAGGGAGGAGGAUAUUUCUCCCAAGCUGUUGCCGCGCUACCUGGGUCCGUGGCAGGUUCUAGAUACAGUGGGCGCCGAUCCCUUCAGUUCGUCGUACGUCAUCGAUGUUCCGCUGCAUCUACGAACCUAUCCGGUCUUUCAUGCAUCUAAGCUGUUGCCUUUUACGCUAGCUGAUACAUUCCCUGACCGGCCCCCUCAAUGGGGCCCACCAAUCCCUGGCAAGGGAUAUGAUGUGGUGGCCAUUGAGGAUAAGUGGGGCACUGGCCCCGACCGGCAAUAUCUUGUCAGGUUCGCUUUCCAGCCCCCUUCUGAGAACCGAUGGUUCUACAGAAGAGACCUGAUCAAGACAGCAAAGUCUGUUGUACUGCGAUAUGAGGCGGCUCGGAAGGCUGACUUUCUCCGUUCGCCUCGUCUGCACCCCUAGCUCGGAGGUCCUCGCUCCCGGGGAGGGUGGACUCUGUCUGUUCCUCCCCUUUGACUCGUGCAUGUAUGGGCGUGUGUGAGUUCUUCUGUGUGUGAGUGACAAUCAAAUUGUCAAACAACCAAGUUCAUAACAGUUCUAUCAUUCUAUCGUUCGAUCGUUCUUAGACUACCGUUACAGAGCCAGAAACCGGGCUGGGCAGCCCUUGAAAAAGUGCAAAAUAAAGUGUUAAACACGCC
Messenger RNA from Chara braunii, 2671 nucleotides. NCBI's taxonomy places the organism in Eukaryota, Viridiplantae, Streptophyta, Charophyceae, Charales, Characeae. The record is from the annotation of a GenBank genome assembly.